UACACCACAAUCAAAAUUAGAAAUCAUCGCUGGUGGGACAAUUGGAGGAGUUGUUUUAGUUGUACUUGUUGCUCUUUUGAUCUUUAACAGAAGAUACCAAAUUUUAUGUGUUGAAAGAAAACAAAAUUCAAGUAACAGAAAAAUGGAAGAGUUAAACACUAUCUGUGGCACACAAAGGCUUGAAACAGAGAGGAGAGCUCAAUAUGAAGAGCUGACACAGAUUCGUCGGGAUCAGGAAAACGGAUAUGACGUCAUUAAACCGCCAAUGAAUAAUGGAUCAUACGGUACAACAUAUGAAGAACUGAAACACGGGAAAGAAGAACACAGAUAUGAAAAACUUUCAGCCCCUACAGCUAUGGUAAACUACGAAAAACUACAAAAUAAGACUGGUCACGUAAAACAACCUUUUGAACCAUCAAGAACACAAAGUAAUAGACAACCUCUGCAUUUUGGACAAGAUUACCUUACACCAAUUGGAUACAGAAGAUAAA
This is a messenger RNA of Saccostrea cuccullata (small rock oyster), 491 nucleotides long. RefSeq lists its product as uncharacterized. The transcript has 8 exons. The record is from RefSeq and is a predicted model, not a curated record. Bases 143 to 490 code for a protein of 115 amino acids. NCBI's taxonomy places the organism in Eukaryota, Metazoa, Mollusca, Bivalvia, Ostreida, Ostreidae.